Molecule: messenger RNA, 3056 nt
Organism: Sabethes cyaneus
Lineage: Eukaryota; Metazoa; Arthropoda; Insecta; Diptera; Culicidae
Gene: LeuRS-m
Product: leucine--tRNA ligase, mitochondrial
Exons: 4
Coding region: 68-2746 (892 amino acids)
Biological process (GO): leucyl-tRNA aminoacylation; mitochondrial translation
Cellular component (GO): mitochondrion
Molecular function (GO): leucine-tRNA ligase activity; ATP binding
Source: RefSeq, a predicted model, not a curated record
UUUGUGAUUGUAACAUUGUAACACCAGGUUUCGUGGAAUCAGUUUAUUUCCAAUACGCUGUUUAGUAAUGAGUCUUCUAAAAAUUUAUUCCUUAAAAACAGUUCCACGCAAUUUGCGGAUCGAGCUAGACAAACGAUGUAUCCUAAGGUUUUGCUCUGCCACAAACUCUAUGACAAACAGAGAGCUCACAUCUGAGAUGAAACUGGAAAUGGAGCAAAAAUGGCGUAGCAACUUGGGAGACCACCGAUUUGACCCACACUGCACUAGUCGACCAAAACGCUACGUACUGUCCAUGUUUCCGUAUCCGUCCGGAAAUCUUCACAUGGGCCACGUACGGGUAUAUACGAUUAGUGACGCAAUGGCUAGAUUUUACCGGUUAACCGGUGCCAAUGUGCUACAUCCGAUGGGCUGGGACGCGUUUGGUUUACCGGCGGAAAAUGCUGCCAUGCAGCGGCAUAUUCCUGCCGACUUAUGGACUAAGCAGAACAUAGCGCAAAUGAGGCAACAGUUCGAUAUGUUGCAGUUCAGCUUUGACUGGCAGCGGGAAUUUGCGACCUGUGAUCCGGAAUAUUACCGGUGGACGCAAAAGCUGUUCCUGAUGCUUUACGAUGAUGGCUUGGUGUAUCGCAAAAAGGCACUCGUUAAUUGGGAUCCGGUUGAUGAAACCGUGCUGGCUGACGAGCAGGUUGAUGCCAAUGGCUGCUCGUGGCGGUCCGGGGCGAAGGUUGAAAAGAAAGUUCUCAGUCAGUGGUUUAUAAAAACAACGAAAUUUGCCAAAUCACUGUAUGAUGGUCUUUCCGAUCCUAUACUGGAGGAUUGGAAGGAUAUUAUAAAGUUGCAAAAACAUUGGAUUGGUGAGUGUGAUGGUUAUGUAUUUGAUCUCAAAGUAGCUGGAAGCCAUGAUUUCGUUCCUGUUUGGGUCAAAGACCCAAGGCAGAUAAAAGAAGCACUGUUUGUUGCUGUUAGAUCCUCAAAUUUGCUCAAUGAGUCACAUGUUAAAUCAGGCAGAUUAAGUAUAGAAGUUGAAAAUCCAAUUUCGAGACGCCGUAUUCCUGUUAUCGUCACGGAUGACAUAGAGUUUCCUGAAGGAAGCGAUUAUUAUUUAGGAGUAGCGUCGGCUGAAGCAGAUCGUCAGCUAGCUAUUUCAUACCAAUGUGAAACAGAAAUUGGGGCCCAAGGCGAUUCCAGCGAAGAAAACAUUUUGCAACAAGCCGCUGAUCUUGAAACAGACGUUUAUCCGUCGAGUUCCAAGCUGCGUGAUUGGCUAAUAUCCCGCCAAAGAUUCUGGGGAACUCCUAUUCCCAUUGUACACUGUUCAACCUGUGGAACUGUGCCUGUACCGGACAUUAUGUUACCGGUUCAGCUACCACUUGACUGUGUAGGAACGCCCCUAUCUCAGAACGAAGGUUGGAUUAAAACUAACUGUCCUAAGUGCGGUUCCGAAGAUGCACGGCGCGAAACAGAUACAAUGGAUACAUUUGUAGAUAGUUCUUGGUAUUUUUUAAGGUUCUUGGAUUCCACAAACAAGAAGCAUCCAUUCGAUCCAGACCGAGCGCGUCAACUUAUGCCUGUGGAUCUUUACGUCGGAGGCAAGGAGCAUGCCGUUCUGCAUAUGUACUAUGCAAGGUUUAUGAACCACUAUCUGCACAGUAAAGGUUUAGUGCCAUCGCCGGAACCAUUCAAGCGACUGCUGAUACAAGGAAUGGUCAUGGGACGUUCGUUCCGCUUGAAGGGCAGCGGUCGAUAUCUUCCGGCAUCGGAGGUUGAUAUCGUAGAUGAUAAAAAGAACAAAGCAAUAGAAAAAACUUCCGGGGAACCGGUUGUGGCUAUGUGGGAGAAAAUGUCCAAAUCGAAACUGAAUGGUGUUGAUCCUUUGGAUGUACUAAAGCAGCAUGGGUGUGAUACUUUAAGACUAAUUAUGCUAGCAGAUGUUGCACCAACUUCGCACAGAAACUGGUCGGAAGCAACAUUCCCGGGUAUUUUAAACUGGCAAAAGCGUAUUUGGAUGACAAUGCACGAUUUCCGAUUGCUUCGGCUAAAAAUAGCCGAAGGACAAACAGCACCGGAAACGGAAGAAUUUCGCCAACAUGAUCAAAAACUGUGGGAUGCACGAAAUUACUUUGUCGCGGGUGCCACAUUUAACUAUCGCCAUUCACACCAGUUGAGUGUGGGCAUUUCCAAGAUGCAGGGUUUAACGAACGCAAUCCGUCGAGCGGGACCGGAUGUAGUGGCCUUCAGCAGACAGUACGAACGUGCGAUUGCAGCGCAAAUAAUUAUGCUAGCUCCAAUGGCCCCGCACUUUGCGUCUGAGCUGUGGGAGCGGUUCUUGGCGCUCCCUCACCGAUUGAACGUCAGCUCGGAAGAGAUUCAGUGGGAGAAAGGAUUGUUUGAGCAGAACUGGCCUGUGGUUGAAGAGGAUUACGAGCUAGAUUUGACCUUUAAGGUCAAUGCUUACGAAUGCUGCCUGGUGAAGGUACCAACAAAAGAGUUGAAUCAACUCACUCACCAGCAGUCGCUGGAUAUUGCCUUCGAACAACCAGCUGUGUUAAAGUAUAUUGGACGACGGAAAGUUCGCAGCACUAAUUUUGUGUUAUAUCCCAGUUGUGAUGCGAUUUUGAAUAUCCUGGUGGAACAGUCAUCCAACCAGGACGCAGAAAGCUCCUCUGAUGAACCGGAGGUUAAAGGUAAAAAAGCGAAGAAAGUUAAAAAAUCAAAAAAGGGCCAGAAAGUAGAGGUUAAUCAAUAGUGAAUAUAAAACGUACUGAAAUAACCGAACGAAGCCGUGUGUUCUGAUGUAGAAAUGAAAGCGUAUGUUAUGUUAUAAGUUUGUUAAGAUCUGAACGAUUCCCUGGAUUUCAUAGGCCACAAAUACGAAUAUCAAACAGACAGAAGGAGCAUUGAAACUAAAAGAAUUGAAAACAGGAUUAUGGUAUUUACAUAUUUUGUUAUACUUGUAUUAAAAUAUUCAAAAUGAAUACGUAGAUAAUCAGUAUAUAGUGGAUGGCACACAAGAAAUGCCACAAUGGAGAAUUACCUAUAAGAAAAAAGAAGAAAAU